AUGGAACAAGGUAAUGAUACAGAAAUUUCAGAUUUUAUUCUUCUGGGAUUAUCAGAGGAACCAGAAGUUCACUCCCUCAUAUUUGGACUUUUCCUCUCCAUGUACCUGAUCACUGGGUUUGGAAAUCUACUCAUCAUCCUGGCUGUUGGCUCUGCAUCCCACCUCCACACUCCCAUGUACUUCUUCCUUGCCAAUCUGUCCUUUGUAGACAUCUGCUUCACCUCAACCACCAUCCCUAAGAUGCUGUGGAACAUCCAGGUUCAGGGAAAAACCAUAACAUACGCAGGCUGUAUCAGCCAGAUUUUUUUUUUCAAUGUGUUUGGAUUCCUGGAGAAUUUACUCCUGACAGUAAUGGCUUAUGACCGUUUUCUGGCCAUCUGUCACCCCCUGCACUACACAGUCAUCAUGAACCCCAGGCUCUGUGGAUUGCUGGUCAUGGUGUCCUGGCUCAUCAGUGUUCUGAAUUCCUUGUUACAGAGCUUAAUGUUGCUGCAGCUAUCCUUCUGUACAGGCAUGGAAAUACCCCAUUUCUUCUGUGAAAUCAAUCAGGUGGUCAGCCAUGCUUGUUCUGACACAUUUCUUAAUGACAUGGUGAUGUAUUUCGGAAUUGUGAUUCUGGGUUGUCCUCCCGUGGCCGGAGUCCUUUACUCUUACUUUAAGAUAGUUUCCUCCAUAUGUAGAAUAUCAUCAGCUAUUGGCAAGUAUAAAGCAUUUUCUACCUGUGCUUCUCACCUCUCAGUUGUCUCCUUAUUUUAUUCUACAGUCCUGGGAGUGUACCUUGGUUCUGCUGCUACCCAGAGCUCCCACUCAGGUGCCAUAGCCUCUGUGAUGUACACGGUGGUCACACCCAUGCUGAACCCCUUCAUCUACAGCCUGAGGAACAGAGACAUAUAUAGGACUCUGAAAAGAAUUGUUGGGGUUCUAGUGUUGUAUGUGCCUAUCAUCCUGGGGCUGAAGAAGUGCCCAUGA
Messenger RNA from Mustela erminea (ermine), 969 nucleotides. RefSeq names its product olfactory receptor 7A10-like. NCBI's taxonomy places the organism in Eukaryota, Metazoa, Chordata, Mammalia, Carnivora, Mustelidae. The record is from RefSeq and is a predicted model, not a curated record. The transcript has a single exon. Bases 1 to 969 code for a protein of 322 amino acids. Gene Ontology annotation, biological process: G protein-coupled receptor signaling pathway. Gene Ontology annotation, molecular function: olfactory receptor activity; G protein-coupled receptor activity. Gene Ontology annotation, cellular component: membrane.